AUAUUUCAUCAGCUUGAUGUGGCAGAUCCAUCUAGUGUUGCUUCACUUACCGAAUUCGUCAAGGCUCAGUUUGGAAGGCUUGAUAUUCUGGUACCAGUUUCUGAAUGUUGUUCUGUUUUCUACUUCUACAUGUCAUUUUUUGUCCUCAUAAAGUUCAAAUUUUUGUUUCAGGUUAACAAUGCAGGAAUUGGUGGAGCCAAUUUGGAUGGUGAUGCUUUAAGAGCUUCAGCAACAGCUGCUGAAAGGACAGGAGCAGCUAAGAUCAAUUGGGACUUGGUAAAAAUUGAUCAAACAUAUGAACUGGCUUUGGAAUGCUUGCAAACGAACUACUUUGGCACGAAAAGAAUGACGGAGGCCUUCAUCCCACUUCUCAAAUCAUCUAAAUCACCAAGAAUUCUCAAUGUUUCUUCAGCCAGGGGCAAAUUACAGAAAAUAACAAAUGAAUGGGCUAAAGGGAUAUUAAGCGAUGUUGACAACCUUACAGAAGAGAGAGUCGAUGAAGUGGUGGAUGAAUUUUUGAAAGAUUUCAAAGAAGGUUCCCUGGAAUCCAAAGGAUGGCCUUCAUCCUAUUCAGCUUACAUCGUGUCGAAAGUGGCCCUGAAUGCAUACACAAGAAUUGUGGCAAAAGAGCAGCCAAACAUGAAGGUGAAUUGCAUCUGUCCUGGUAAUGUAAGAACCGAUAUAAAUCUCCACACAGGCAUAUUGAGUGUGGAAGAAGGUGCUGAAGUGAUUGUGAAGCUUGCUCUGCUGCCUGAUGAUUGUCCUUCUGGCUUGUUCUUCAUUAGGGAAGAAGUGUCCGUUUUCUAAUCAUUGGUACUCCCAUUGUCCUCUUUUUUUCUUACUUUCGUGUGCGUGUGUGGAGGGUGGAAAUGGAGUACAUAGAUCUAGCGUUUUUUACUGUUUAUAUAGGUAAACACACAGUUGAGAUUCCAUUUUCUUGUGUAACAUUUCGCUGGAGGAAUUAUUAAUUUAAGAAGAGUUAUACUCCCCCGUUCCAAAAUUUAUUGAUUAUACUAAAAUUGAAAAUUCAAAUUUAGACAAUAAUUUUUGAAACGGGCGGAGUAUCUCAAAUUUAGACAAUAUUGCUAUAUGUCCCUUUACAAAUAGUUGUUUACUUUUGAGUAAGAUCUUUUUUAAUUUUUUAAUGUACGCAACAGGAUAUGAUUAAUAAAAGAGAUAUAUCUUGAAAUAGUACGGAUUAUGAUUAUACAUCUCUAUUGACCGUUAGAAUUAGAAAGCAUUACAUUAUUCUAACAGCUUCCCAAGGACUUAAAAUCCUGAUACAUCACGUUUUCACAGAAGCGAAUUCGAGUGAAUUGCAACAUCUUAUUAUUCCCGUCGUAGGUUAGUUCAGUGGUUAAAGACAUAAUAACAUCAUAAUUUGUUUUAUUAAUUAAGUAUUUUGAUUUUUAGAAUUAAGGCUUUGGCCUCUUUCAUUACACAUAAAAAAGAAUCGUAAUACUAGCAAGUUUACAACAUUCAACAAUUUUCAGCUAAUACUCUGAAUUAUUCCUUAGCAAAUGUCAUAAAUAAUGAAACUUAUAAAAAAAAUUGGUAAUCAAAAAAACAAUUACUUCUUAAAUUGAUUACCUCAUUGAAUCGGUCAAACAGCAAUUGAUUAGCUCAUUGUAUAUAUGCAUACAAGCGCC
Molecule: messenger RNA, 1649 nt
Organism: Oldenlandia corymbosa var. corymbosa
Lineage: Eukaryota; Viridiplantae; Streptophyta; Magnoliopsida; Gentianales; Rubiaceae
Source: the annotation of a GenBank genome assembly